AUGACUGAGAGCGAAUCCCGUGCACAGGAGGUUUUGGUCGUUGCAAUAUCGGUCCUGUUCCUUGCACUGCUGCUCGUAUCCAUCGUCGCCUACAAUGUCAAGUCGAAGGAUAACCACGGACAAGGCAAUGACAGCUGGCGAGAGAUGUGGGGUUUUCAGGAAGGCCCUGCCGCCGUGAUCCAAUCCCUGCAACGGCAGUCUUUCAUGGAGAGCGUUCGACGGCGAAGCAUUACCCUCGCUGAAAAUCUGCAGCUGGAACUCAUGAGCUUGAAACGAAAGCUCUCCUGGCGGCCAUCGAUGGCGGAAAGCGUGCCCGUGGCCGACCUAAGCGUUGCCAAUACGUUGCAGAGGUUCACCCUAGAUUCGGGCGACACAAAGGCUGAAAGCCAGGCUGUUGGCAAUGGGUCUAGGUGGCGCAUCUCCCAAGACUCGUUGGCCUUGAUCACUGGGAGAGAAUCGGUUUGGGCUGAUAAGCGGAGACGUUCGACCUGGGUCGCUUGCGAAUCGGAAGAGGAGAGCUGUGACCUGGAAGCGCAGGCGUCAACCGACUCAGCGUGA
Drechmeria coniospora is the source of this 558-nucleotide messenger RNA. RefSeq lists its product as uncharacterized. The record is from RefSeq and is a predicted model, not a curated record. The transcript has a single exon. The coding region runs from base 1 to 558 and encodes 185 amino acids. Lineage: Eukaryota; Fungi; Ascomycota; Sordariomycetes; Hypocreales; Ophiocordycipitaceae.